Messenger RNA from Pantherophis guttatus, 3201 nucleotides. RefSeq names its product prostaglandin E receptor 2 (gene PTGER2). Gene Ontology annotation, cellular component: plasma membrane. Gene Ontology annotation, molecular function: prostaglandin E receptor activity. The record is from RefSeq and is a predicted model, not a curated record. Gene Ontology annotation, biological process: inflammatory response; adenylate cyclase-activating G protein-coupled receptor signaling pathway; positive regulation of cytosolic calcium ion concentration. NCBI's taxonomy places the organism in Eukaryota, Metazoa, Chordata, Lepidosauria, Squamata, Colubridae.
GGCGCUUUCAGGAGAGCAGCGGCUCCCGGGGAAGCCGCAAGGGCAACCCCGGCUCGUCCAGAGUCUGGCAGCGAUAUCGGGGGCGGGCGGGUCGGUGGGGGGCGGCAGAAAGUGGUACUUAAUCUGCGCCCGCCCGCCCGCCGAGCUCCUUUCCCUUUCCACUGAGGAGCGGCCGCUCCGUCAGUUCACCGCGAUGAUGGACGAGGCGGGCCGUGGAAGCACGCGGCCGACCCCGCUGUUAGACAACAAAGGACCGAAGGCGUCGGCUCCGUCGGUCUUAGGCGAGGGCCCGGCCGUCUCGGCGGUCAUGUUCACGGCCGGCGUGCUCGGCAACCUGACGGCGCUGGUGCUGCUGUUGCUGGCGCGGCGCCGUCGGCUGGCGCGGCGGGAGCGCCUGGCGCCUUUCCACGUGCUGCUGAUGGUGCUGGUGUUGACCGACCUGCUGGGCACUUGCCUGCUCAGCCCGGUGGUGCUGGCGGCCUACGGGCGACAACGCCGGCUGGAAGAGGUGGACAAGCGCGUCUGCCACUACUUCGCCUUCUCCAUGAGUUUCUUCAGCCUGGCCACCAUGAGCUGCCUGGGCGCCAUGGCGCUGGAGCGCAGCCUGGCCAUGGCCGCGCCGUACCUCUACGAGCGGCUGCUGAGCGGGCGGCCCUUAGCGCUGCUGCUGGGAGCCCUGCCCGCCCUCUACGGCCUGGCCGCCGCCUUCUGCGCCCUGCCGCUGAUGGGCUUCGGCAACUACAAGGAGUACUGGCCGGGCACGUGGUGCUUCAUCGAGAUGCACUCGAACGGCAGAACCUUCGCGCUGCUCUACGCUUCGGUGCUGCUGCUGCUCAUCCUGGCCGUCCUGCUGGGCAACCUGGUGGUCAUGGUCAGCCUGUGCCGCAUGUACCUGAGGCGCGCGCACUCCCGCCUGCCCGCCGCCUGUUGCGGCCCCAAGCUGGGAACCUGCCGCCAGCCGGAGUCUCGCAGGGAGCGCGCGCAGGGCGCCCGGAUACCCUUCUCCAUGUCCGAGGAGCUGGAUCACCUCAUCCUGCUGUCCAUCAUGACCAUCAUCUUCGCUGUCUGCUCCCUGCCUUUUACGAUCCAUGCCUUUAUGAACAGCUUUAUUGAAGACAAUAAAAGGGAUCUUCUAGUGAUGCGGUUUCUAUCUGUUAAUUCCAUUGUGAAUCCCUGGGCGUUUGUCAUCCUGAGACCUCCUAUCCUUCGGCUAGUGCGAUCUACACUGUGCUGUCAGAUACCCUUAAAAACACAACCAAAGAAUAGACAGAUGCCUGUGGAACAGAUGGACAAUUGCAGACAAUAGAGCACAGACUCAGAGAAGGCAUUCAGGUGCCCAUUUCUCAUGGCUCCUCAGGGAAAAUAUGGAACUGCGACUGGAAUAGUAGCAUGAAUUUAUUUCCUGGGGUCAUCACUCAGCUACAGCUUCCAUGAUUCCAAGCUGCGUUCUCGUUCAUCGGAAGUAGACCUGAGAGGACUCUCCAAAUUCAAUUCAAUCCUAAAUAUUUCCAGUCUUAACUGCAAGACAAUAACAAUGGGUUCAAGAAGCAGAUUGGAAGGAGCUGACUUUUACCAAUCGUGGCAAUGCUUUAUCUUGCUCCAUCUUGUUGCAGUGCUUAAGGAAGCUCACAAUAUUUCAGGCUGGGAUUUUUUCCCAGCUCUACCUGCAGAGUGUCCACAGGAAUGAUCCAAAAAGUCAAGAUGGUGGCUGAGAUGAUGCGAUAAGAGCUUCAUCUUUUUUUAUGAAUGUCACAUCUACAGAGCUUCAAUCACACUGAUGCAGAAACAUCUUGAUUUGUUUGACCAUAAACCAUGGUUAUCUCUUUUGCUUUCUCUCCAGGAGUGGUGCAACAUUUCCUAGAGAGAAAGAGAAUUAAGGAUGCACAUCAUGCAUGGGCCUGGGACCUCAGAAAACCUAGGAUGCAAAGUUGUCACUGAACUGUAUUUUUUACAUCUACCAGAGAGGGGGGGAAAUCAAUACUUAACUUAUUAAUUAAGCAAUUUAUUUAAUUUAUUCUUUAAUUGCACAUAGGUGAAAUAAAAUAAUCAAACCUUUUUUAAUCCUGACCUAGCCUUUUUUGGGGUGGGGAAGUGCCCCAUAUAGGCCAAAGCUGGCCUUUGUCAUGAAAAGCUAUGGCCCCUUAUAGUAGCACUUUGAUUUUUUUAAAAAAAUAAACCUUGGGAUACACUAACUGGGUUGCAGACAUCCAGAUGAAUACUAGGUGGAACCAAGAUACUUUUCCGUAUUUCUCUGCUAUCUAGUAGCUUUUUGGAUUUUUUCAUCUCAGAUAUGAUAGCACUUAGGUGUUUGUAGAAUGUGAUCAUAGAGUGAAGAUGACAUCCGUGACAUAUAAAAAAAAAGAUGGAACUUCACUACCAUCCUUACUUCAUGAUCACACCAUGCAGACAUCCCUGAGAGCUCUAGUAAAGUUUUACACUAUUACUUUCAUUUUCACAUUUCUGUUAUCUGUCCCUGCAUUUAAUUAGUUGAGAAAUAAGGCCCAUUCAAUUCAGUGGGAUUUAUUACCAGAUACGUGAGUUGAGCAUUACAGCCACAGUUAAACAAAUGAUCAAUCAGCUCUGUUUUUCUUAAUGAGGAAGACAAAUUACCCUGGUUCAUUAAGUCAAUGCUGUGGGUUUAUGUGUGUUUUGCCCAGAGUAUGCAUAAGCCACCUGCAUAUCAAAUCAAAUAUAAGCUAACAUACGGAAUUGGCUUCUUUUCUACAAUCAUAAAGAAUUGAUGAUAUUAAUGAAAUCACAAUCAAAACAUCAGUAAGUGCAAUGACAAAACCUAAUCAGCAUUUGUGGCCCAUAACAACUGACCCAUUUAUUGUAGCAUAAGCAUUUUAUGAACUGCAGGCCAACUCAUCACAUAUAUGAAGUAUUAUAUCAAGUGAAUAGUAUAUCUAAACUCCUAAUUGAGAGGGAAGAAAUGCAAAUGGCAUGUCUAAUGAGAAUACAUUAUACAGAUAAAAGUUAUUUAUUGGUAUAGGAUAUUUACAAAAUAGAUGCAGAGAGGUGUGUGUGCAUUGAUGAAUUAAUUUACACAAAUUGUGUGUGUGUGUGUGUAUGUGUGUUUUAAAAAAAAUCUCUGCUUUAUUCAAGUCAUAGGGCAUGGAAUGAGCCAAAUGUGUAAAAAUAAACAUUAUGCGGGGUAAUGGAAUAACAUUUUUCUAAUAAAAAGUUGUCUUCACAAAUCUA